AUGCGCAGUGUGGAGACCCCACUAACUGCGGCUCAGGAGACCCCUGCCGGGGGUCUUCAGCCUCUCCUGAUGUUGUCUCCAGUGAGCGCUUGCCCCCCGCCUCCUGCCCUCUUACUGCCUCCAGCGUGGUUGCCACAGCAGCUGGUCCCUGAGGAGCCUGCCACCCUCCUGCCUGCCUGCAGUGCCUCCAUUACCGCUUCUGCGAGGAGUAGAGAAAGAGGCGUGUGGGGACGCCCGCCCUCCUGCACACCCCAUUUUGAGGACGGGGUGGGGCUGGGAAGAGCCAGUGGCAAAGAGGGGCGGGACGACGAGGGGGGCGAAAGGGGAGGCGGGGCCCCUCUUUGGUGGCCUCUCGCCUUGGCCGUGAGGCCCCAGUCCACUCGGCGCCUGGACGGUGGAGGCGGCAGCAGCAAGCAGGCCGUGGCGGAGGACGAGCCGAAGCCGACCCAGCUCGACACGCCCCUGGUCCUGGACGAGGACCUGACCCAGCAGAUGCGGCUGCGCCUGGAGAGUCUGAAGCAGCGCGGGGGGAAGCGCCAGGAUGGCGAGAAGCUGCUGCAGCCGGCCGAGUCCGUGUACCUCAUCGACUUCAUCCAGCAGCAGAGGCUGCAGUUUGAGCGCUGGGACGUCGUGCUGGACAAGCCGGGCAAGGUCACCAUCACGGGCACGUCCCAGAUCUGGACGCCCGACCUCACCAACCUCACGACGCGGCAGCUGCUGGACCCCGCUGCCAUCCUCUGGCGCGAGGAGGGCUCGGAAGCCAUGGAUGGGAAUGAGGCCGACGCCCUGGAGUUUGGGGAGCGCCUGUCCGAGCUGGCCAAGAUCCGCAGGGUCAUGUACUUCCUCAUCACCUUCAGCGAGGGCGUCGAGCCUGCCAACCUCAAGGCCUCCGUGGUCUUUAGCCAGCUCUGAUGGCAGCUGCCCGCCGCUACCCUCUCCUUUCACCCACCUGCCUGACCCCUGCCCAUACCCCUUUCCCCCACGUGUGUGUCUGGGGACAUUCUGGUAGCUGCUGGCCUGUACUUGGCUUGGCCAGGACCCCUGAGCCUGCGUCCUUACUUCUCUCCUUUCCCGUGUGCCGGCUGUCCCGCUUACGGGAGGAAGAUGCAAGGGCUCCGUAGUCUAG
Physeter macrocephalus (sperm whale) is the source of this 1126-nucleotide messenger RNA. RefSeq names its product olfactory marker protein (gene OMP). Gene Ontology annotation, cellular component: nucleus; cytosol; axon. Bases 1 to 912 code for a protein of 303 amino acids. The record is from RefSeq and is a predicted model, not a curated record. Lineage: Eukaryota; Metazoa; Chordata; Mammalia; Artiodactyla; Physeteridae. The transcript is spliced from 3 exons. Gene Ontology annotation, biological process: signal transduction; sensory perception of smell.